AUGAGCAAAUCCGGUGGUGCGAUCCUCUUUCAUCUUGGUGCACUUUCAAAAUGGGCGUUGCAGACGAACGAACGUCAACAGCUUCUUCCUGUUGUCUGCGAGAAUCCCACCAGCAACGCAGCGCACUACGAUUCUGCCUUUAAACCAGCCCCUAUCGCGUCACCAAGCUCCGCUUCCAGCCAACUGGAAAAUGGUGCAUUACGCGUUGGUGCACCACCGCGAUUGCUGUCCAGUGAGGUGUUGGGACUGCUGGCACAGUACGCUGGUAUCGGCUUCGUCAGUGGGGUACUGCCCGCUGUGAUCUACCCGCUAAUGCAAGGCUACCUCAACGCUGAAGGAACUACCGUGGUGUCCGCCAAUGUGCUGGUUCAUCUCCCGUGGUCGUACAAGGUUUUCUUCGGCAUCUUGAGUGACUGCUUCCUGGUCGCAGGUUAUCGUCGUCGACCGUACAUGGUGCUUGGGUGGGCUCUCUGCUGCUGCAUGUUGUUCAGGAUGGCAAGCUUCCCCGGCACCGCGCCAUAUUAUGGAGACCCAGCGAUGCACUCGGUCAGACCCGAGCAACGGACCGAGUCUCAGCGAGAAAGUAUCAACCACGGUGCGCCUGAUGCAGCAGGUCAGUAUGUACUUCCGAUGACGCUAGCAGCCUUCGGGUAUCUGCUCGCUGAGGUACCAGCCGAUGCUGUUGUCGUGGAGUAUGCACAGCGAGAACCGACGACGACACGUGGGCGUCUGCAGAGCUGCGUCCACAGCGUGCGGAUGAGUUUCCACGCUCUAGGUGCCUUCGUGGUUGCAGUGGCUUUCAACGGAAUCGAGUACGGCGGGUCCUUCGAAUACUCGCUGUCAUUUUCGCAGAUGAUGUUCAUGCUCGGAUGCUUGAGUGUUCCGCUUGCGCCUGCUGCGCGGUAUUUUUUCCGUGAGGAACGGGUCCAGCCACCCAAGUUCAGUGUCUACAUCUCCCGGUUUUGGCAAAUUCUCCAGCAGCGCGCCGUCUGCCAGCUUGCAGCGUACGAUUUCCUCUCCGGUGUCUUCAACAACUUCAAUCCAGUGGCGUUUAGCAACAUCAAGCUCUACUGGGUGCAUGCCACGCCCUUCAAUGCGAGCAUCAUGGCCAUCAUUGGGACUUUCGUGUACACUGGAACCCUCGGAGUUAUGGCACAGGCCGGUCUCAACUGGAAUUGGCGAGUUGCGAUCGCCGUUACGGUCUUGUUCGGCAUUCUCACCGACUUAAUCAUGACGAUGCUGGUCACUUGGGACAUCAAUCGUAGCCAGUGGCUAUGGCUCGGCGCGCCGAUCAUCGUGUACAUCCCUCAUGCCGUGCAGUUCAUCGUCGACAACUAUGUGAUCGUUGAACUCGUCGAGUUCGGCUCCGAAGGCGCGCUGUUCGGACUUUUGUCAACCACGUCACAUGUGGCCGCUCCGUUCGGCCGCACCGCUGCCAAGCUCAUCAACGCUCAGUUCCACGUCUGGAAACACGACAUCCAGGCGGACUCGUACACGAGUCGCCGGGACGUGACUAUCACCAUCCUGAUCUGCUACGGCAUGAAGUUGCUCUCUCUGGUGUUCUUGCCCCUACUGCCGGCUCAGAAGGCUGCUACGCAAGAGCUGCGUCGAAAUGGAGGUGUGCACCGGCGAAUGGGUCUCUGCAUGGUCGGCGUUCUGCUGUCGGCAUUGGCCUGGUCCACGACAGUCAACUUGCUGAGUAUGAACCCGCACACCAAGUGCUGGUCCAUCACGGGAGGGUGUGCUCCCAAACAUUGA
Phytophthora sojae is the source of this 1758-nucleotide messenger RNA. RefSeq lists its product as hypothetical. The record is from RefSeq and is a predicted model, not a curated record. Bases 1 to 1758 code for a protein of 585 amino acids. The transcript has a single exon. NCBI's taxonomy places the organism in Eukaryota, Oomycota, Peronosporomycetes, Peronosporales, Peronosporaceae.